CCAUAACUAACACCGGCCAUGUUCCCAAAACGACACCGAUUCUUAAUCAUAAUUACAACCCAACCAACCGCUCCUCCUACCUAGAGGUCUUUUUCAUCUUCUCACACAGAUUGUGAUGUAAAAGCAAACCUGUCUCUCAUUUCUCACCUUUCUUCAGCCAUCAGAAACCCUAAAUUCUGAUUUCAUUAAUUCAUUUUCAUCCAUUUCUUCUCAUUGGAUUCGGCCAUGGCGUGCCAUUUCUCGAUUCUUUUUUUCUUGUUCCUGAUCGCUCUCUCAUUCGCCAUCGCCGAUGACGUUUCACUAGACGAUGAUGAUUCGUCUCCUAAAACUCCUGGCUGUAGUAAUAAAUUUCAAUUGGUCAAGGUCAAGAACUGGGUUGAUAACGUUGAAGGUGAAAGUUUUUCUGGGUUAACUGCAAGAUUUGGAUCGUCAUUGCCGUCUGAUGUUGAAAAGGGGCAUAAACUUACUGCCGUUUUCGCGAAUCCAGCAAACUGCUGUUUGAAUUCUUCCUCAAAGCUAUCUGGUUCAGUUGCCUUGUCUAUACGUGGUGAUUGCUCCUUUACUACUAAAGCAGAAGUGGCACAGUCAGGAGGUGCUGCUGCUUUGGUUGUGAUAAAUGACAAAGAAGAUCUUUACAAGAUGGUUUGUUCUGAAAAUGAUACUUCUCUAAAUAUCUCGAUCCCUGUUUUGAUGAUUCCAAAGUCAAGAGGAGAUGCUCUCAACAAAUCUCUUGUGAACAAACAAAGAGUUGAACUGUUAUUAUAUGCCCCAAAUCGUCCAGUUAUAGACUUCUCAGUAAUUUUGUUGUGGAUACUGGCUGUUGGAACAAUUAUUGUUGCUUCACUUUGGUCAGACUUUACAAAUGAGCAUACUGACGAACGCUAUAAUGAAAUAUCGCCAAAGGAAUCUCCAACCGUUCCAUCAGACAGAGAUGAUUCUGAGAAGGAAGUCCUUGAUAUCAGUGCAAAGGGUGCUAUAUUUUUUAUCAUAACAGCAUCCACUUUCCUGGUUCUACUUUACUUUUUCAUGUCAUCUUGGUUUGUCUGGCUGCUAAUUGUGCUCUUCUGCAUUGGCGGUGUUGAGGGAAUGCAUAAUUGUAUAGUAACCCUAGUGUUGAGGAAAUGUAGAAAUUGCGGUCGGAAGAUGGUGAAUUUGCCUCUGUUUGAUGAGGUUUCUAUUCUAUCACUUGUGGUCUUAAUGUUCUGCGUGGCAUUUGCUGUUGUCUGGGCUGUACAUAGGCAGGCCUCAUAUUCGUGGGCUGGCCAAGAUAUUCUUGGUAUCUGUUUGAUGAUAACAGUUUUGCAGAUUGCACGAUUACCUAAUAUCAAGGUUGCUUCUGUACUUCUUUGCUGUGCGUUUGUUUACGACAUCUUUUGGGUCUUCAUAUCACCGUUAAUAUUUCACGAAAGUGUUAUGAUUGCGGUUGCUCGGGGUGACAACAGUGGUGGAGAAUCCAUUCCCAUGCUUUUGAGAGUACCUCGACUAUUUGACCCUUGGGGUGGCUAUGAUAUGAUUGGAUUUGGGGACAUUCUGUUCCCUGGUUUGCUAAUUUCUUUCGCAUACAGAUAUGACAAGACGAACAAGAAGGGUGUAUUAAAAGGAUAUUUUCUUUGGUUGACAAUUGGCUAUGGAUUCGGUCUCUUCCUUACAUACCUAGGUUUAUAUCUAAUGGAUGGGCAUGGUCAACCGGCACUCCUCUAUCUCGUUCCUUGUACACUAGGGCUCAUUGUUUUAUUGGGUCUGGUGAGAGGGGAGUUGAAAGAUCUCUGGAACUAUGGUGCAGAACCAUCCUCCGAUCCAAUUACUCCUCCAGAAGCUUGAACGACUACUGUUGCAUGUCUCAAAAGAUGGCUGCACUGAUCUAUAGAAGAAGCUUAAGGUUUGAUGCGGCUAGCUGGGUCGACCUUCUUCUUGUAAGGUAUUUUGGGUCAAUAUGGCACGAAGAAUACAGUGGUAAAAAAAGUGGGGGGGAUGUACAAUCAAAGCCAAGUCAGCUGUAGAAUAUGAUUAUAUUUUAUCAUGUAUAUGGCCUUUGUAUGUAUUGAAUGUAGUUCAUUUCUCAUUUCUACAUUGUUAAUGUUAUAGCAUAACUUACCCAAUCGAUUUCCUUGUUUAUCAAUGUUGGCGAAGCUGCAUCAUUCAAUAUUCUUGGUGUAUGCAUUCUCGAUACCCAUCUAUUUUGUAUAAUGUAUCGGUGUGAAAUGAAAUUCAUCGAAAAGUUUCACCAUA
Molecule: messenger RNA, 2229 nt
Organism: Pistacia vera
Lineage: Eukaryota; Viridiplantae; Streptophyta; Magnoliopsida; Sapindales; Anacardiaceae
Product: signal peptide peptidase-like 2
Exons: 14
Coding region: 226-1821 (531 amino acids)
Biological process (GO): membrane protein proteolysis
Cellular component (GO): lysosomal membrane; cytoplasmic side of endoplasmic reticulum membrane; Golgi-associated vesicle membrane
Molecular function (GO): aspartic endopeptidase activity, intramembrane cleaving
Source: RefSeq, a predicted model, not a curated record